AUGCCAACUUCCAAACCGGCUAUCCUUCUUAUCCCCGGCGCAUGGCAUCAGAGCGAAUGCUGGAAACCUGUCACCAAUCUCCUUGAAGGCGAAGGAUAUUAUGUCGAACCUGUAACCCUCCCCUCUGCCGGUGGUCCCCCCUCGACUAGUGUCGCCGACGAUGCGGCCUAUAUUCGCAGCAACUAUCUGGAAAGUCUUGUAGCUCAAGGUCGAGAAGUGAUCAUCGUCAUGCACUCCUACGGCGGUGUCCCGGGCACCGAAUCGGUCAAAGGAUUCGCGAGAAAGGAUAUCGCAGCACAAGGAAAAUCCGGUGGUGUGAUUGCACUGGUGUAUACGACGGCAUUUCUGAUCCCGGGUGGUCAGAGUGUCGCUGAGUCUUUGCCCAGUGAUAGCCCAACGAUCAUUAGCCCGGUUAUGGAUGGCGACGCGACACAGGCAAAUGAUCCGAGGUUUCAUUUCUAUAAUGACCUCGACGAUGAAACUGCCGCGAAACAUGUGGACGCACUGGUCCAUCAUGCCAUGCCGUCCUUCCUGAGUCCCUUCACGUAUGAGGCUUAUCGGGAUGUGCCAACGACUUACCUGUUUUGCGAGCGGGAUCAGGCCAUCAGGCCCGAUUUCCAGAGAGAGAUGGUGGCCAAUGCGGGGGAUAAUGUGGUGCGGACUUAUACCUGCGCCUCCGGUCACUCUCCUAUGUUAUCUGUCCCGGAGAAGGUUGUCGAGGUUAUCAAUGAUACUGCGAUUCUUGUUCGC
Messenger RNA from Penicillium manginii, 750 nucleotides. RefSeq names its product alpha/beta hydrolase. The record is from RefSeq and is a predicted model, not a curated record. The transcript has 2 exons. The annotation marks the transcript as partial. Lineage: Eukaryota; Fungi; Ascomycota; Eurotiomycetes; Eurotiales; Aspergillaceae.